GGAAAAGGGUGGGAGUGAGUGAGCGCGCGCCGCCCGUCCGUCGUGGUUUCCUGGCUGCGCGCGGCGCCGGCGGAGUUGCUGCAGCUGUAGCACCAGCGGCGAAGAUGGCGGAGGGGUUGGAGCGUGUGCGGAUCUCCGCCUCGGAGCUGCGAGGGAUCCUAGCCACUCUGGCUCCCCAGGCCGGGAGCCGAGAAAACAUGAAGGAAUUAAAGGAGCCCAGACAGCGCAAAGAUAAUAAGCGUCCAGAUCUCGAAAUCUAUAAGCCUGGUCUUUCUCGACUAAGGAACAGACCUAAAAUCAAGGACCUCUCUGGGAGUGAGGAACUUAAGGAUGAAAUUGCUAAUGACAAAGAUUCUUCUGCUGUUGGAAAUGGUACACAGCUCAUUAAAGAUGUCUGCAGGGAAUUGGACAGCCAACAGCAAAAUGGUCCUAUAGACUCAGAAAAAAAUCGGGCACGAGAGACUUUUCUUAGGACUGCUGGACAAGAGGAUCGAACUCUAAGAAUCAUCAAGAGAACAAAGAAACCAGACCUUCAGAUCUAUCAGCCUGGACGCCGUUUGCAGACUGUCACCAAAGAGUUGGCUAGCCGGGUGGAUGAAGAAGGAAUCCUUAGCCAGGUGGAACAGUUGAGAGUAGAGGAAGAUGAGUUCAGGGGAAAAGAUGUAAAAGAGGAAGUUGUAAAUAAAUCAGACAAAGCUGAGACAGAAAAGAACCAGAGUAAUGACAGAGGAAGGACUGUAAAAGGAGAAAAAGGAAAAAGGACUGAAAAGGGGGAGGGGAUGAAGAAAAUGAGUGAUGACCCAGCCCAGGGGAAGCCAUGUUCUGCAAAGCGCUACUCCCGCUCAGACAAACGAAGGAACCGCUACCGCACUUGUAGUACCAGCUCAGCUGGUAGCAACAACAGUGCUGAGGGAGCUGGCCUGACUGAUAAUGGAUGUCGUAGACGCCGUCAGGAUCGGACUAAGGAAAGGCCACGACUGAAGAAGCAAGUAUCCUUAUCUUCAACUGAUUCCUUAGAUGAAGACAGAAUUGAUGAGCCCUAUGGAUUAGGGUCCAGGAGGAACUCAGCAAGGAAGAAGCAUUUAGAAAGAAACUGGUCUGGUCGUGGGGAAGGUGAGCAGAAAAACAAUGGUAAAGAUAAUCGAGGCACUCUUCGGGUCACUUUUGAUGCAGAAACCAUGAACAAAGAUUUCCCUAUGGUGAGGUCAUCCAGGGAGGAUGUGGAUAGGAUAAAGCCAGACAAAGGCUUGAGCAGUGGGGGCAAAGGCUCUGAGAAGCAGGAGUCCAAAAACCUGAAACAAGAACUUCGUGGUCGUGGUCGUGGUAUUCUGAUUCUUCCUGCCCAUACUGCCUUAUCUGUCACUUCAGCAGGUUCUUCAGAGCCCACACCUACAGGACCUCGACUUUUAUUUGGAUCUAGUAAUAAAGGAUCUCGGAGUUGGGGCCGUGGAGGUACCUCCCGCCGACUAUGGGACCCAAACAAUCCUGAUCAGAAACCUGCUCUAAAGAGCCAGACACCUCAGCUACAUUUCUUAGACACUGAUGAUGAAGUCAGCCCUACAUCUUGGGGUGACUCACGCCAGGCCCAAGCAUCUUACUAUAAAUUUCAAAACUCUGACAACCCCUAUUAUUACCCUCGGACACCAGGCCCUGCCUCCCAGUAUCCUUAUACAGGUUAUAGCCCUCUACAAUACUCAGUGGGCCCUACAAAUGGUGUUUUCCCAGGGCCUUACUACCCAGGCUACCCGACUCCAUCAGGGCAGUAUGUAUGUAGCCCUCUCCCUGCCAGCACUAUGAGUCCUGAGGAGAUAGAGCAGCAUGUGAGGAGUAUGCAACAACAGGAGUUACAUAGGCUUCUCCGGGUGGCUGACAACCAGGAACUGCAGCUCAGCAACCUGCUUUCCAGGGACCGCAUCAGCAUUGAGGGCAUGGAGAAAAUGGCGCAGCUCAGAGCUGAACUACUGCAGCUGUAUGAGCGCUGUAUUCUAUUAGACAUUGAAUUCUCUGAUAAUCAGAAUGUGGAUCAGAUCCUGUGGAAGAAUGCUUUCUAUCAGGUGAUUGAAAAGUUCAGGCAGCUUCUCAAGGAUCCAAAUAUUGAAAACCCAGAACAGAUUCGGAACAGACUCUUGGAGCUCUUGGAUGAGGGUAGUGACUUCUUUGAUAAUUUGCUUCAGAGGCUGCAGGUUACUUACAAGUUCAAACUGGAGGACUACAUGGAUGGUCUUGCCAUUCGCAGCAAGCCAUUACACAAGACAGUAAAAUAUGCCUUGAUCAGCGCCCAGCGAUGUAUAAUUGCAAGGAGAUAUCGCUAG
Molecule: messenger RNA, 2312 nt
Organism: Castor canadensis (American beaver)
Lineage: Eukaryota; Metazoa; Chordata; Mammalia; Rodentia; Castoridae
Source: RefSeq, a predicted model, not a curated record